UGCAUGUAUGUAGAAUUGAUACAAGCUGCAGCAUAAGCGGCAGUCUAUUGGUGUCCGCUCGUAUAAAAGUCCUAUACCGCUCGUGUAAGAAGUUCGUGGCCAAUUUUUUUUUAAAAAAAAGCUCGUAUGCAUGUAGAUGCGAGUGAUAUCCCAGGUCAGGAAGAAAGACGAGCAAGGCUAGGACACGACGAUGGUCACCAGCUUCUUUUUUCCGUAUGCUGGCAGUGGGUCGUGUGAGUUCCCCCUGCCCAUCGAGACGUCCCUGACAAGUCUCAUCGACGGGUUCCUCGAUACGUCGGCACUCUGGCUUUCCAACUCCACGUCCAGCGGACGCUCGGAAUACGGUGGAGGCUCCUUUCCUAGCCCCUUCUCCCUCUGUGAUCUCCUCCAUCCCCAUAUCGCCAGUGCAAUCAGCACCAACCCCGCUAUGCCGCCCACGACGCUGCCAGCGAUCACGCCUCCUGUGCUGACCGUAUGGGUGGUGACGCAUGAGAGAGGUGGCACAGGUCCAGGAGCGGAGGGGUCGAAGUAAACAAAGCGCUUUAUCGCGAGGUAGCCGACGAAAGAUGGGUAGCCAUUCGUCACUACUAGCGUAUGUGCUCCGUCCGGGAUGUUGGAGACGUUGAGGAGGGGAUAGGGAUCGCAGGGGGUUGCGGAAGGGUAGGGAGAGGUGAGGUUGUCCGCGAUGGAGAAGUUGGCUAAGGGGGAGCCGUCCAGCGUAAAGUUGUAUCCACCUGUUAGGACAGAGGGGUCCAGCAGGCCAUAGACGAUGAUGGAUGUUCCUGUCGGUCCACAUGCUUAGUGCUAGAAUGGUCAACGGCGUAGGGAGUGCGUACCGCUGAACGCUAAUUGCGCUGCGCUGCCCUCCGUAGCGGUUAAGAUGGUGUCGUUUGGUGCGUGCCCCUCGACACUCCACUGCCCGAGAUAGGACACAGACUGUCCAUUAUACUCCACGGCGAUGUCAUAUCCCGCUGCACGUGUGGUGUCGAGCUGGAGGCAGAGGGAAAGGAGGAGGGGUAGAGGUAAAAGUCCCUGGAAUGCAAGUUAGCGUCUUGGCAGGGCCAGGGAUGAGAUUGAGCUCACUGUCCGCAUCUUUGUGGUUGAUGGUCGUGUAC
Molecule: messenger RNA, 1115 nt
Organism: Dacryopinax primogenitus
Lineage: Eukaryota; Fungi; Basidiomycota; Dacrymycetes; Dacrymycetales; Dacrymycetaceae
Exons: 2
Coding region: 191-532 (113 amino acids)
Source: RefSeq, a predicted model, not a curated record